AUGGCCGAUCCUGUCGCUCCGUGGAGAACCGCGGCGCAGGGCCAUUUGACCGCCGAUGCCAAUGGAGAUCCCAAAACAGACUACUCAAGGUGGAGAUUGUUGGACGAUGAUGGUCGUCAUACCUGGCAUUACCUCGAAUCCGAUGAAGAGAAUGCAAAAUGGCCUCAGUCGGUAGCUGAUAAGUACUUUUUGGGACUCCCUACGGGACUCCCCAAGCUGCCACCUGCAAAGACGCCACUACAAUGUGCAGAGAAUGGCCUGGAAUUCUUCUCUAAAUUACAACUACCCCCAGGCAAUUGGGCCUGUGAGUAUGGUGGGCCGAUGUUCCUGUUGCCAGGACUCCUUAUCACCUACUAUGUAACUAACACUCCAAUCCCUCCGGAGUAUGCUACUGAGAUCAAGAGGUAUCUUUUCGCUCGUCAGCACCCCGAAGAUGGAGGCUGGGGUCUCCACAUCGAGGCCCACAGCUCCGUGUUUGGUACCUGUAUGAAUUAUGUCGCGCUGCGCUUAAUUGGUGUCAGUGAGGACGACCAUCGAAUGAUCAAGGCCCGUGGGCUACUACAUAGAUUUGGCGGUGCCAUUUAUGGACCUCACUGGGCAAAAUUUUGGCUUAGUAUUCUUGGAGUCAUGGAUUGGGACUGCGUCAACCCCGUUCCUCCCGAAAUCUGGCUUCUUCCCGACUGGGUCCCAUUUGCCCCAUGGCGGUGGUGGAUUCAUAUUCGCCAGGUCUUUUUGCCCAUGUCUUACUUGUGGUCUAAGAAAUUCACUCAUCCACUGGAUCCGCUUACCAAACAGCUUCGAAGCGAGCUGUAUACUGAGCCGUACGACUCAAUUAACUUCGCAAAGCACCUCAAUGCCUGGAAUCCCUACCUGCGGUUCCCCGCACUCGUGCGCCGUGCUGAAGAAUGGACCUGGGAGUUGAUUCGCAUGGAAGACGAAAAUACCGACUACGCAGGCCUUGGUCCUGUGAGCAACCCAAUGAACAUGGUUGCUUGUUACCUCCAUGACGGCCCUGAUAGCUAUUCGGUCCGUCGUCAUCGAGAGCGUCUAAAUGAUUAUAUGUGGGUGAAGAAUGAAGGGAUGUUGAUGAAUGGCACCAAUGGUGUUCAGGCGUGGGAUACAUCCUUCAUCACACAAGCUAUCGUCGUUGCAGGCUUUGCGGAUGAUCCUAAAUGGCGACCCAUGCUCACAAAAGCCCUGGAAUUCCUUGAUAAUCACCAGCUGCGGGAGAAUGUACCGGACCAGGAGAAGUGCUACCGCCAGCACCGGAAGGGCGCAUGGCCCUUCAGCAACAAAACUCAGGGCUACACAGUUAGCGACUGCACAGCCGAGGGCUUGCGGUCGAGUAUUCAGCUCCAGGAAAUACACAACUAUCCUAAAUUGAUCUCUACACAGCGCUUAAAGGAUAGUGUUGACUGCUUGCUACUCAUGCAAAAUCCUUCUGGUGGUUUUACAGAGUAUGAGACCACCCGUGCAUCGCCCAAGGUAGAGUGGCUGAAUGCCGCUGAAGUUUUCGGUGGGAUUAUGAUUGGUUACGACUAUCCCGAAUGUACCACUGCCUCCGUCACUGCGCUGUCUCUGUUCAGCAAGUUUUAUCCCGAUUACCGCUCCGACGAGAUUACGGCGGCGAAAGAAAAAGCAGUCAAAUACAUCAAACGCGUGCAGAGAUCAGAUGGAAGCUGGUAUGGAUCUUGGGGCAUCUGCUUCACCUACGCGGCUAUGUUUGCUUUGGAAAGUCUCGCGAGUAUUGGAGAGACCUAUGAAAAUAGCGAUUAUUCUCGUCGAGGUUGCGAGUUCCUCAUUUCCAAGCAAAAGGAAGAUGGAGGCUGGGGUGAAUCCUACCUCAGCAGUGAGCGACAUGAGUACACCCAACAUGAGAAAUCCCAAGUAUGUCAGACUGCUUGGGCAUGCCUUGCCCUGAUGGAGGCAGGCUACCCGGACAAGGAGCCGCUUCGCAAGGCCAUGAAACUUAUGAUGUCCCGUCAGCAACCCAAUGGGGAGUGGCUGCAGGAAGCUAUCGAGGGUGUUUUCAACCAAUCUUGUCCCCGCGCCCCAGUGCUAGGCUUACCGUACAUACAUCAAGCUGCGGAGCUCAUAGCUCCCACAAAGCUAACUAAUAUGAAUUCCGCAACACAGGGUGACAAGGCCCUCGCGACCUCCGAUUUCCCUGGUGCUAUCCGUUACUUCACACAAGCCCUGAUCGAACUACCUCGCGCACCGCCAUACUACCUCAAACGAUCAACCGCCUACUCUCGAGUCAAACCGGCAGAUGGAGGUCCCCACUCCCAAGCAGCGCUGCGCGAUGCGGAGAUUGCUCUAACCCUGGCGCGGGAACGUGGAAAGAGGGAGUUAAUCUUAGCUGCUCAGAUGAGACGUGGUGUUGCAUUAUACCAGCUUGGAAAAUAUGGUGAUGCGAGCUUUGUAUUCGAGAUCAUCCAGGGGAAAACCGGCGCGGGCGCGGAGAAUACGGACAAAUCAGACAGGAUGAAGGAUGCUAUGGGUAUGGCUGGUGGCGCUCGAUCCACAUCGAAGAAUGGGUAUGAGCAGGAGCUGCCUAUCUGGAUACUCAAGGUCAAAAGCAAGCUUAAUAAUUUGCCUGAAGGGGAUGACAAGGCUGCUGUUACCAUUGCGGAAUAUCCGAGUGGUGUACAAGUUCCGACCGAGAAGGAGCUUAAGAACCAGUUGGAUACUCUCAAAUCCGGAAAAGUCGGGGCUAGCAGCGCCCAAAGUGAGCCUACCGCAGCCGGCAAAACGGCCACAGGGGAAGCUUCGACGUCCAAAACGUCGGAUAGCCAAAGUGGUGCUACUGGAAGCACCCCUUCCGCAGCUCCUUCUACUGUUCCUCCGUCUGAAAAGGUUCGGCAUGAGUGGUACCAAUCUAAUGAGACCGUUGUUGUGACUCUCUACGUCAAAGGGGUACCCGGAGAUCAAGUUGACGUUGAAUUAAAGGAUGAAUCGGUGUCUCUCCAAUUCCCUCUCCCAGCUGGUGCUGAGUUUGAUUUCACGCUUGAUCCUUUGUUUGCAUCAGUCGACCCAUCCUCCUCCAAGGUCUCUGUCAUGUCUACCAAGAUUGAGCUUGUCUUAAAGAAACGCGCCCCUGGCCAGAAAUGGGGUGCUCUCGAGGCCUCCGCAGACAACAUCAAGCUUUCUGGUCGUCAAGCUGCCCUGGACCCAACUCCUGCCGGUAGUUCCGCUCCAACAUACCCAUCUUCAUCCCGCAAUGGACCCAAAGAUUGGGAUAAGUUGGCGUCGUCGCUCACAGCAAAGAAGCCCAAGCCCAAAGGCAAAGGCAAAGCCAAGGACGGAGAACCAACGGACUCAAGAGCAGACGAUGCUGGAGACGAAUCAGAAGGUGCCGACUCAGUUGACUCCGACUUUGACGGAGGUGACGCCGUCGAUGCGUUCUUUAAGAAACUCUACGCCAACGCAGACGAGAAUACCCGUCGGGCCAUGAAUAAAAGUUACCUUGAAAGUCAGGGCACCUCUCUAAGCACUAAUUGGUCGGAAGUGAGCAAAGGAAAGGUGGAGCCUCGUCCACCAAGCGACUGA
Aspergillus bombycis is the source of this 3549-nucleotide messenger RNA. Its product is annotated as lanosterol synthase. Gene Ontology annotation, cellular component: lipid droplet. The coding region runs from base 1 to 3549 and encodes 1182 amino acids. Gene Ontology annotation, biological process: ergosterol biosynthetic process; triterpenoid biosynthetic process. Gene Ontology annotation, molecular function: lanosterol synthase activity; protein binding. The record is from RefSeq and is a predicted model, not a curated record. The transcript has 6 exons. NCBI's taxonomy places the organism in Eukaryota, Fungi, Ascomycota, Eurotiomycetes, Eurotiales, Aspergillaceae.